CGGCUGGGUCCUGAGCGGGGCCCUCGCGCUCUCCGUGGCGUCACGUGCGCGACUCCUGGCUGGGGAGAUGCCCCCGAAAGGGAAAAGCGGUGGCAAAAGUGGGAAGGGAGGAGCUGCUGGCGGUGGGGGCAGUGCCGAGAAGCAGGCCCCGGCCCUGAAGGGUGGGGGCAGCUCUGUGAAGGUUAGACACAUCCUAUGUGAAAAGCACAGCAAAAUCAUGGAGGCCAUGGAGAAGCUGAAGUCUGGAGUGCGCUUCAGUGAAGUAGCCUCACAGUACAGUGAAGAUAAAGCCAGACAAGGGGGAGACUUGGGCUGGAUGACCAGAGGUUCUAUGGUGGGACCUUUCCAGGAAGCAGCAUUCACCUUGGCAGUCAGCAGUAUGGAUAAGCCAGUGUACACAGACCCUCCUGUCAAAACGAAGUUUGGAUACCACAUAAUUAUGGUUGAAGGGAGAAAAUAAAAUACAAAAAAGAGUGAAGUUGA
Molecule: messenger RNA, 483 nt
Organism: Gopherus evgoodei (Goodes thornscrub tortoise)
Lineage: Eukaryota; Metazoa; Chordata; Testudines; Testudinidae
Gene: PIN4
Product: peptidylprolyl cis/trans isomerase, NIMA-interacting 4
Exons: 4
Coding region: 68-460 (130 amino acids)
Biological process (GO): rRNA processing
Molecular function (GO): DNA binding; peptidyl-prolyl cis-trans isomerase activity
Source: RefSeq, a predicted model, not a curated record